This is a messenger RNA of Gymnogyps californianus (California condor), 915 nucleotides long. RefSeq names its product phospholipid phosphatase 4 (gene PLPP4). Bases 35 to 850 code for a protein of 271 amino acids. The record is from RefSeq and is a predicted model, not a curated record. Gene Ontology annotation, molecular function: phosphatidate phosphatase activity. The transcript has 7 exons. Lineage: Eukaryota; Metazoa; Chordata; Aves; Accipitriformes; Cathartidae. Gene Ontology annotation, biological process: phospholipid metabolic process.
GCCGCGGGGCUGCCGGAGCCCGCCGGGACCCACCAUGCGGGAGCUGGCGAUCGAGAUCGGCAUACGGGUCCUGCUCUUCGGGGUCUUCGUUUUUACAGAAUUUUUGGAUCCAUUCCAGCGAGUUAUCCAGCCAGAAGAGAUCUGGCUGUAUAAAAAUCCUUUGGUGCAAUCAGACAACAUACCUACGCGUCUUAUGUUUGCAAUUUCGUUCCUUACGCCACUAGCAGUCAUUUUUGUGGUGAAAAUAAUCCGGCGAACAGACAAGACUGAAAUUAAAGAGGCUUUCUUAGCUGUUUCCUUGGCUCUAGCUCUGAAUGGCGUCUGCACAAAUACUAUUAAAUUAAUAGUGGGAAGACCGCGUCCCGAUUUCUUUUACCGCUGCUUUCCAGAUGGAGUAAUGAACUCUGAAAUGCACUGCACAGGUGAUCCAGAUCUGGUGUCUGAAGGCAGAAAAAGCUUUCCGAGUAUCCACUCUUCCUUUGCAUUUUCAGGCCUUGGCUUUACCACCUUCUACUUAGCUGGAAAGUUACACUGCUUCACGGAAAAUGGCCGGGGGAAGAGCUGGCGGCUUUGUGCAGCAAUUCUCCCACUCUACUGUGCCAUGAUGAUUGCCCUGUCACGUAUGUGUGAUUACAAACAUCACUGGCAAGAUGCUUUCGUUGGAGGGAUCAUUGGCCUCAUUUUUGCUUAUAUUUGCUACAGACAACACUACCCUCCCUUGGGUAAUACAGCUUGUCAUAAAUCUUACGUCAGCCUGCUAGAUCAGAACUCUGUGAAGAAAGAAGAGAGACCUACAGCAGAUAACGCUACUGGCCUGCCUCUAGAGGGAAUAACUGAAGGUCCCGUAUGACUUUAAGAAAUGUGCAGAAUGAACUUUUAGCCUUCUCACGUUUCCUCCAAACUGGUCUCUUAACA